Messenger RNA from Cydia amplana, 1199 nucleotides. Its product is annotated as TWiK family of potassium channels protein 7-like. Bases 19 to 1065 code for a protein of 348 amino acids. Gene Ontology annotation, cellular component: plasma membrane. Gene Ontology annotation, molecular function: outward rectifier potassium channel activity; potassium ion leak channel activity. The transcript is spliced from 2 exons. Gene Ontology annotation, biological process: stabilization of membrane potential; potassium ion transmembrane transport. Lineage: Eukaryota; Metazoa; Arthropoda; Insecta; Lepidoptera; Tortricidae. The record is from RefSeq and is a predicted model, not a curated record.
GCGGCAUGUGGCGCUAGCAUGGCGGGGUGCUGCGGGGGCGCGGGGUGCGGGGCGCGGCGCGGCGCGUCCCCGCGCGCCUGCCUGGCCGCCUGCGCGCUCGUGCUGCUCUACAACCUGCUGGGCGGCUUCCUGUUCCUGGCGCUCGAGGGCGGCGAGGAGAGCGCCGUGGCGGCGGUGGCCACGGGCCGCGGCGGCGCGGCGGCGCUGCGCGCGCGCACCGUCGAGCGCCUCUGGGCGCUCACCGAAGACCUCAACAUCCUGUACAAGGACAACUGGACUCGCCUCGCGGCAAGAGAGUUGCUCGAGUUCCAGCGCGGGCUGGCGGGCCCGCCGCCGCCACCGCGCGCCGUCUCCGACCCUUUCCGGUGGACUUUCUCAACGAGUUUCCUGUACGCGCUCACGCUCAUCACUACCAUUGGUCACGGCGACGUGGCGCCGACGUCGGCGGCGGGUCGCGCCUGCGCGGUGCUGUACGCCGUGGUGGGCAUCCCGCUCGUGAUGCUGUACCUGGCGACGCUGGGCGCCGCGCUGGCCCGGGCCGCGCGCCGCCUAUACGCACGCCUUACGCCCGCGCCCCCCGCCAACCGAAUCAAAGACGGUGACGAGAAGCGCACCCCGUUCCAAGCGGCGUUAAACCUGGACGGGCUCGGCGCCGGCGCGAGGAUAUGCGCCGCGCGCGCCCGCCGCGUUCCCGCCGCGCUCAGCGUGGCGUUACUCGCGUUAUACGUCGCGCUUGGAGCUGCGUUAUUCGCGCGUACCGAGCGGUGGUCGCUCCUCGACGGGUGCUACUUUUCGUUCUCGAGCCUGGCGACAAUCGGGUUCGGCGCGCUGCGGCCGGGGCGCGCGGCGGCGGCGCGGGCGGCCGCGGGAGAGGCGGGCGCCGCCGCCGCGCUGGACGCGGCCGUGGGCGCCUGCGCGGCCUACAUACUGGUCGGCGUGGCCGUGGUUGCGGCCGCGUUUGACCUGCUUCAGGAGGAGCUGCGGGCCGCGCUGCGCGGCGCCGGCACGCGGUGCGGGGCGCGGCGCACGGUGCACUCGGCGGAGCAGUGCGUGGCGCCCUCCUGACCCGCGCCCGCGCCCGCCGCGCCGCCGGACCGACGGCCGCAGGUCACCUUCAAGGUGGAGGCGCUGCCGGCGCGCUUCAGCUCGCUGCCGCGGCGGCGCUCGGGCGGCGGCGAGGCGGGCUUCACGCGCGGCGG